AUGGCCUAUGAUCAUGAUUGUCUUACUGCAGUCAGUAUAUCAAGAGAGAGAGUUAAGAAGAAGAUGAGAGGAUUUCUGGGCCAAUUACAGAGUUCAAUAAAAGAUAACAACAGCUCAUCUGUUUCAGAGAAGAUAGAGAAAGAUGAUUUCAAGAUUGUGGUGUUCUCUAAUGAGAACAAUAAGAAGAACAAUAAGAUGAAUGAUGAUUGGAUUAUUGAUGUCUUGUAA
Molecule: messenger RNA, 228 nt
Organism: Coccidioides immitis RS
Lineage: Eukaryota; Fungi; Ascomycota; Eurotiomycetes; Onygenales; Onygenaceae
Exons: 1
Coding region: 1-228 (75 amino acids)
Source: RefSeq, a predicted model, not a curated record